Panicum virgatum (switchgrass) is the source of this 582-nucleotide messenger RNA. Its product is annotated as AAA-ATPase At2g46620-like. The transcript has a single exon. Bases 1 to 582 code for a protein of 193 amino acids. NCBI's taxonomy places the organism in Eukaryota, Viridiplantae, Streptophyta, Magnoliopsida, Poales, Poaceae. Gene Ontology annotation, molecular function: ATP hydrolysis activity; ATP binding. The record is from RefSeq and is a predicted model, not a curated record.
AUGGAGCAGCGCCGGCGCGAGCUGCGUCUCUUCGCCUACACCGGCGGCGUGGGUGUGGGCGCGCCGCGGUGGGCAUCGGCACCCUUCAUGCACCCGGGCGCGCUCGAUGUGGUGGCCAUGGACCCGGACCUCAAGGCCCGUGUCCACGAGGAUCUCGAGAACUUCCUCAAGGGCCGCGCCUACUACCACUGCCUCGGCCGAGUCUGGCGCCGGAGCUACCUCCUCUACGGUCCGCCGGGCACCGGCAAGUCCACGUUCGCGGCGGCCAUGGCGCGGUUCCUGGGCUACGACGCCUACGAUGUGGACCUAUCCCGCGCCGGCGGCGACGACCUCCGCGCGCUGCUCCUGCACACCACCCCGCGGUCGCUCAUCCUCGUCGAGGACCUAGACCGGUACCUGCUGCAGGCCGACGUGGACGGCGAGACGAGGGUGCUGAGCUUCAUGGACGGCGUCGCGUCGUGCUGCGGCGAGGACGGCUCGGUGCAUGAGGCCAGCACCAGCCGCUCGCCCCUUUCCGACCGCCCACCGCUGUGUCUUGUUCGGCCGCCCGCCGCUCACCAUUGCCCGCCCUUGCGCCACUGA